Molecule: messenger RNA, 960 nt
Organism: Sphaerodactylus townsendi
Lineage: Eukaryota; Metazoa; Chordata; Lepidosauria; Squamata; Sphaerodactylidae
Product: zinc finger protein 239-like
Exons: 1
Coding region: 1-960 (319 amino acids)
Biological process (GO): regulation of transcription by RNA polymerase II
Molecular function (GO): RNA polymerase II cis-regulatory region sequence-specific DNA binding; DNA-binding transcription factor activity
Source: RefSeq, a predicted model, not a curated record
AUGGCUCCUAGAGUCAGUGACGCAAGAGAAGACAGCAGCUGCAAUUCCAAGACCCGACCAAAGGAUCCCGCCCUAGUCCAGAAGAGCUACCAAUGCCCGGUGUGCGGAAAAAGCUUCCAGCGGAGCCCCAACCUUCUCACUCACCAAAGAAUCCACACCGGCGAGAGGCCGUACCAGUGCCCACAGUGUGGGAGAUGCUUCAGUCAGCAGUCAAGCCUCACUAUCCACCGUAGGAUCCACACUGGGGAGCUGCCCUAUCCCUGCCCGCAGUGUGGGAAACGCUUCCGCCAGAGCUCCAACCUCCUGAAACAUAAACAGCUGCACGCAGGCAUGAGGCCUCACCUGUGUUCGGAAUGCGGGAAGCGUUUUGCUCAGCGCUCCAACCUCCUCACCCACCAGCGAGUCCACACGGGAGAGAUGCCUUUCCUUUGUUCCGAAUGCGGGGAAACGUUCAGGCAGCACAGGAGCCUCAUUCUCCACCAGAGGGUCCACAAGGAAGAUGGAUCUUGGGGCUACGAUUGCCCCGAGUGUGGGAAAACCUUCUCUCAGAGUUCAGACCUGGUGAAGCACCUGAGAGUCCACACAGGGGAGAUGCCGUACAGCUGCCUGUACUGCGGGAGGAAGUUCCGCUACGUUUCCAACCUGAACAGGCACAGAAGGACCCACACUGGGGAGAAGCCCCACGCUUGCCGCCAGUGCGGAGAACGCUUCAGCCACUUAUCCAGCCGGAAUAUGCACGAGAAGGUCCACACGGGUGAGAAGCCUUAUGGUUGCGCAGAAUGUGGGAAAAGAUUCAUCUCCAGCUCCAAGCUCCUAAGGCACCUGAAGAUCCACUCCAGGGAGAUGUCCUAUAUCUGCAGCGAGUGUGGAAAAAACUUCCUUUGCCACCCGAACCUCAAACAGCACCAACGAGUCCACAGGCCCCGCAACUCCCGCUUAAAAGGAAAGCCAAGUCGAUGA